UGAAUUACAAAGUGUGCCUAGACACAACUACACUGAGAAAGGAAGAAGACGAUUCGAUUCGCAAAUCGAGCGAGAAAGGCAAUGGAAGACGACCCUUUCCUCCGGAAGUUCCAGCCAUCGGAACUCAAGAUCGCGUCGGAGUUCUUGACGAAUUGCCUUCCUUUCUUGUCUAGAGAUCUCUGCAAAGACUGCGUCAACGUUCUCUCCCAUCGAAUCCGCUCUCUUGACCCAGAACAUUGUAGUGAAGUUGAUGGAGAAGGUAAUAAUAGCAAAGCUGGUUUGGAAUCAGAAGGAAGUAGUAAGAAAGAGAUUGAAAUUUCAUUUGGAACCUUGUCUGAAGUUCUUGGUAGUGUACUGCCAUCUCGACAAGCUGCUGAAACUGCAAGCCCUAGAAUGUCUUGGGCUGAUAUGAGUCAAGAUCAAGAAGAUGAGUUUGACGAGGAGGAGGACGAAGCUAUUGAUGCAAGUCCGAUGAAGAAGACUCCAGAGAAGCCAAAGUUAUCAAGAGAGCAGAGAGAGGAUCUCAGGCUGAAGAAUGUGAAGAGAAAGAAAGAUUUCAUUUGCUUGGAGAGGUUCAAAGGAAAGCUCGUUAACGUAGUCGAUGGGCUUGAGUUGCACACUGGUGUUUUCAGCGCUGUUGAGCAGAAAAGGAUUGUUGAUAAAGUGUAUGAACUCGAAGAGAAAGGACGCAGAGGAGAACUUAGAGAGCGUACGUUUACUGCUCCACAGAAGUGGAUGCGAGGCAAAGGACGUGUGACUAUUCAAUUCGGCUGUUGUUACAACUACGCUACAGAUAGAGCUGGAAACCCACCGGGUAUCCUUCAACGUGAAGAAGUGGAUCCGUUACCUUCUCUUUUCAAAGUGAUCAUCAGAAGGUUGAUUAGAUGGCAUGUCCUGCCUCCAACUUGUGUGCCUGAUAGCUGCAUUGUCAACAUCUACGAUGAAGGUGACUGUAUACCUCCACACAUCGACAACCACGACUUUCUACGUCCCUUCUGCACCAUCUCUUUCCUCAGUGAAUGCAACAUCCUCUUUGGUUCGAACCUUAAAAUAGAAGGUCCUGGUGAAUUCUCCGGUUCAUUCUCAAUACCGCUUCCUGUAGGAUCAGUUCUGGUCUUAAAUGGAAAUGGAGCUGAUGUAGCUAAACACUGUGUACCUGCAGUUCCCACAAAAAGGUUGCAUCCAUUUAUAUUACACAUAGUAACCACUAGAGCUUCUCAUUUGAGUUUUUUUUUUUUGGUCUACAGGAUAUCAAUCACGUUUAGGAAAAUGGAUGAGUCGAAACGCCCGGUUUGGUUCACUCCAGAACCUGAUUUGCAAGGGAUCGAGCCACUGCCGUUGGACCUGAACCGGUCUGAUUCUGCUGCAAGGUCCUCAGGAUCAAGCAACAGCCACAACGGUAGUAACAGAAGAGGAGGGUAUGGACGUAGAGGAGGUGGAGGAGGAAACAAUUACGAGACGAGAGGUUACUAUAAUGCUGAGAGAAGCAGUGAACAGUAUGACUCUAGAGAAUGGUCAUCAGGCCAGAGAAGAGGUAGGCCACGACCUAGUAGAACCUCCUAAGGUUAUAUUAUUAUAUACUUCCAUUUCCGAAGAUGAAAUUUAUUCUACAUUACCAACGAAUAUGUACAACAUAUGUCCUAAUUUUAAGUCCCAUUCAAACAUUUUUCCGCAUUUAUAAUUGUUUUUUUUUCAAUAUUUUUGAUCGUGUUAGUUAGCUUAUGAAAUUGUAAUAUAUAUUACAAAUUUAUUUUGUGGUUUAAGUGUGAAUUGGUUUGUGGACCA
Raphanus sativus (radish) is the source of this 1785-nucleotide messenger RNA. Its product is annotated as RNA demethylase ALKBH9B. Gene Ontology annotation, molecular function: demethylase activity; mRNA binding. The record is from RefSeq and is a predicted model, not a curated record. The transcript is spliced from 5 exons. Gene Ontology annotation, biological process: mRNA catabolic process. Lineage: Eukaryota; Viridiplantae; Streptophyta; Magnoliopsida; Brassicales; Brassicaceae. Bases 82 to 1563 code for a protein of 493 amino acids.